AUGACUACAAGUGGAGGAGACAGUGCGCGAUCCAAGGAUUGGAUCCCCCAGUGGGAUGGAAGUGCAGCAACCUUCCAACAGUAUGAGGAGGAAGCCCUUCUCUGGCAAGAGGGGAUCGACUACUACAAGCGCUACACCGCCGGACCGCGACUCGUAGCAGCCCUUCAAGGAGCAGCUCGCCGGAUGGUGGUAGGACGGCCAGUCGGAUGGGUGUCUUUUCCGGGUGGUGUGGAAGUGCUACUUCAAUACCUUCGAGGUUGCCUGGGCCGACCCCAGGUGUCGGAGAUGACUGACUAUUUGAGUCAGUACUUCCGACAUUCCCGAAGGAAGCACGGAGAAUCCAUCAACGACUACAUCACAAGGAAAAGUGAGAUUUACACCCGAGCUCAGCAAGCUCUUAGCCGUGUCCGCCCUCAUCACGAACCUCGAACGGUUCCAACCAAUGAAGGGCGCGGCAAUCCUUACUACGCAAGGAGGAGCAGCUGGUCGUCAGAAGCGACCACCACAGUGGGCGAGGCGGCCGAGGAUGAUGAUCAGGAGACUACAGAUGGGGCUGCGACCAGUGAGCCGCAGUGGAGCUACCACGAGCCGAGGUCAUGGCACCAGAACAACUGGACCUGGAACGGGAGCAGUUCUUGGGGCCAAUCAUGGUGGCCAGCUUCUCAGUGGAAUGAGGGACGUUGGUCGGGAAACCAACACCAGUGGCGACCUGAGCCAGGGGUGGCUCAUGUCGAGCUCCUGCCUGAUUGGGUCCAGGGCUGGUACCUGUUACAGGACGCGAAUCUGACCACUUCCGAGAGGAACAUGGUGCACACGGCGCUCAAAGGCAACUUUGGGCUCCAGCGAGUAGCCCAGGAGCUACGCAACCAGUGGGCAGAUGCCGACCUGAAGCGUCGGGACCAGCAGCACAGGUCUUCAGGCUUCCUCGGCGAGGCCGAGCUUGAUGAGGAUGAGAACGAGGCCUGGGCAGUGGAGGAUCAGGACGAUGACGGUGACUUGAAUGAAGAGGGCCAGGCACUUGUGGCAGAGGCCACCGCCGAGGCCCGUCAAGCACUGGCGGCGAUUCAAGGAAAUAUUACCAGAGUGGCCCUCGACCUCAAGGCUGCACCCUUCGUCUGUUAUGCGGAGCAAGCCCUGGCGGGUGGCUUCGAAGCGGAGAGGACCGGGAAGGUGCUCACCACCGCAGAGGCGGUGGCCGAAGGCUUCGGCGUGAUUGAUGGAGGAGCCACCAAGACACUAGGCUCCGUGAGGGCCUUGGAGUCAAUCAUGAAGAAGAACUUGGAGAAGCGAGGGGACAGCGGCCUACGUGAAGUGGACCCAAGCAAUCGACCUACUUUUGGCUUUGCGGAUAGUGGGGAAGCCCAGUGUGUGUCAACAGUGGCGUUGGGUCUUCAGGCUUCUGGACAGGAUGGCAAGCUCCAGGUGCACGCCUUGAACAAAGGCACCGGACCAGUUUUGGUCUCAGUGGCAACCUUGCGGAAGCUUGAAGCGAUCAUCGACUUCCGCAGCGAUUUGAUGGUACUACGAGCCUUGGAUCCGACCAAGGUGAUCAAACUGGAGAGGUCAGCCACGGGGCAUCAGUUAGUGAACCUGACUGAGGAUUUGUUUAAAGGCGCAACGGCGGCUAAGACCGCAGUUCCGUCGCUGAUGCGCAGCAUGAGUGCGAGUCACAAGCUUGGUCGACUCAGCCACCUCCUCAGUCGAGUCCUUCAUCCCAGCAGCUUCCAUUGCCCCCCGAACACCAUGGGCAAGAUCGACCGCAUGACCAAACCCCAGCUGCGCGAGGCCAUCGAGACCUUCGGGGAGUAUCCAGCAGAAGCCUGGACUGUGGCCGAACUACGCCAUCGUCUCCUAGAGCUUGUGGAGGAGGACGAAGAAACAUGGGCCAAGACGGCAGUGGACGACAAGACACCACUGCAACAGGCGAUCCAGAAGCUCAACAAGUACAAGCAGCGCAAGGCCACGUUGCAGGAUUACACCGAGAAUGUGUUGGGUGUGGAAGUGGGACCCAACGAGACGAUGAGCCAGAUCGAGCAGAAGACCAUGAACCACCUCUACCUCACCACGGAGAGCAGCGGCCGCGACAUCGUCGGUUUCGGCCGGCAUGCUGCCCUCACGUACGCGGAGGUGCUUCAGACCUAUCCCCAGUAUGCCGAAUGGGUGCGCCAGACGCACAUGGAGACCGACGAGACGAACCCUCGCUUGAAGAGGUUUGCCACAUGGUUGCUCAAGGUGCUCGAUGUGAUGAAGCCUGUGGAGUCGCCACAGAAAGGAGGAGUGGCCCAGCGACCGGUCCUCAAGGUCAAGGGCGGCUACCUCUACGAACCGGAGCCGGAGGCCGCACGAGCAGCCCCCAAGGCUAUGAACCGAGCGGCAUCAUCGACGGAUACCCCCAUCCCGACACAGCAGAUGGAGGUGAUGCAAACCAUGAUGGAAGCCCUGCAGCAAAUGCAGAGCGAGAUGCGAGAACUACGCGAACUGCAGACGCCGAGCGAGGAGCGGCCACGCAAGAAGGAGAAGUAG
Molecule: messenger RNA, 2523 nt
Organism: Symbiodinium sp. CCMP2592
Lineage: Eukaryota; Dinophyceae; Suessiales; Symbiodiniaceae
Source: the annotation of a GenBank genome assembly